UUAUUUUUAGUCUUGAUGUCAUUAUUUCCAAAAUCAUUGGUUAAUUUGUUACAUAUUCAAACAGAUGGGACUUAUGCUUACGUUGAAGCAAGCGGCUCAAGAUCAGGAGAGACAGCAGUGUUUACUACUCCGCCAGUCAUGAUGAUGGCUGAACCUCAUUAUUGCCUGCGUUACUGGUAUAAUAUGUACGGAUCAGGAAGCGGAGCUAUUUGGAUAUAUUGGAACGCAGCCGGGGAGGCGCAACUAAGAAAAGUUGUGGACAAGCUUGCAGGUCAGCUGAGCAAAGACGGGAAUGAAUGGAAGGAAAGCACAACAACCUUGCGGUCGACGACUAUACAGAAACACUAUAGGCCUGUCGUGUUCGAAUUUCGUGGAAUCCGAGGAACCAGCUAUAAAUCAGACAUUGCAAUUGACGACAUUCUAUUGCUUCCAGGAAAAUGCGAAGCUAGGAAACUUUCUAAAACUGCAACCACUAUGACGAUGAGAGGGAUUAUGACGACACCAGCACCCCUAACAACAACAACAGAAUCGUGGAAAGCUUCGGAUCCCGAUUAUAUCAAGUGUGGGGACGAUUAUGCCAACAUUAAAAAACAACUCUGUUGCAAUAAUGUAAAAAGGCCUAGAUUGAACAGGGGUACUCGAUGUUGUGGGGAGAGGACUUACCAUAACAUAAUGGAAGUAUGCUGCGGCGGAGUUGGCAGAUCAAUUAAUGAUUACGGAUGCUGUCGGGGUCGAAUCUCUUACAAGAAGCGAGAAAAGGGUUGUUGCAACAAUUAUUCAACUUUUGACCUGAUGAAGGAAGAAUGUGUGAACCAAGAAAUAAGAAAAAGAAGAGAUCCAUUGACAGCAACACCACGACGGAGAAAUAGAGGGAAAAGAUCAGUUAUGUCGAGAUGGAGUUUUCCGCCAAGCAUUUUUGAAUAAAUUAUAUUUGGGAACUCUAUAAGAUGAUUAUAUUUGGGAACACCGAUUUUAGGCGUGUUUUUCUGGCAUGAUGAUAGUAUUUGAAUAUCAUUCUUUUUUCUUAACUUGGAAUACAGAAAAUACAGUUUUGUAUAGAAAGAUGAUAAAUAAACCAAUGUGCAACUAAAU
Styela clava is the source of this 1092-nucleotide messenger RNA. The record is from RefSeq and is a predicted model, not a curated record. Lineage: Eukaryota; Metazoa; Chordata; Ascidiacea; Stolidobranchia; Styelidae.